UCGGCAAACUUCAGUCACUUUCGACUGCUUCGAUUCUUUGGAAUUUGACAUAUUUGACCGCCUUAAGAGGAUUAAAAUAAUGUUUGUCAACGUCCAUACGCAAGAAGAAACAUAUAUCUAAAAUACUGAUUAUUCAGAAUGGUCAUCGCGGUGGACAAAGUACGUUAACUGUGAAUGGUUCAUUUAUCUUUAAGUACGAUGAUGAACCCUUAAGAAAGUCGGCACGAUGUCUUGUUUCUGCAUCCGUCUGCAGAAGGAUAUCGUGAAGACGUUGGAUUUCCGUCACUGCAGCCUCUCCUUCAUCCCUCCGGAGGUGUACGAGUACGAUGAAACACUGGAAGAGUUAUGUCUGGACUCCAAUAACAUCAAGGAAUUACCCAGGCCGCUCUUCCACUGUCAAUUCCUUCGGAAACUCAGUGUGUGUGACAACGAUCUCAAUUCCGUCCCGAAUGCUGUUGCCAGCCUCGUCAACUUGGAACAACUAGACAUCAGUAAAAAUGGUAUUGUGGAGCUACCAGACAGCAUCAAAUGCUGCAAGAAUCUUAGCCUGGUGGAGAUCAGUGUCAACCCUCUGGGAAAGCUUCCAGAGGGAUUCACCCAACUGGUCAAUCUGACCCAGCUAUACCUCAACGACACACUCCUUGACUACCUCCCGGCAAACUUUGGCCGUCUCGUCAAACUCACUGUCUUGGAACUUAGAGAGAACAGACUCAAAGCGUUACCACGGUCUAUGUCAAGAUUGACAGAGCUAGAGAGACUGGAUCUUGGCAUGAAUUCAUUCAGACAAGUACCUGAAGUGAUUGGUUUCUUCACAAAGCUGACAGAGUUAUGGGUCGACUCCAAUAAGAUUACUUCCAUACCAUCGAGCAUAGGAAACCUGAGAGAGCUGGUUUAUCUAGACGCUUCCUGUAACCGCAUUGAAACCCUCCCCUCGGAGAUACAAGGGUUAGAGAGUCUGACGGAUCUUCAUCUCUCCAAGAACUACCUUCAAGAGCUUCCUGACACCGUUGGUCAAUUAAGCAACCUACAGAGUCUAAAGCUUGACUGCAAUCAGCUUUCAUUCCUCCCGUACUCCAUCGGUGGACUGGUCUCGCUAGAGGAGCUUAUAUUGACCUCAAAUGACCUCGAGGAACUCCCGCCCAGUAUUGGACUUCUGAGAAAGCUCUCCCACCUCAACUUGGACCAGAACAUGCUCCUGGAGCUCCCUGCAGAACUCGGAAGCUGCAGCUCAAUAAGUCUUCUCUCUCUUCAAAGUAACUUCCUGUUGGUGCUACCAGACGAGAUCGGUCACAUCAGCAAUCUGUGCGUCUUCAAUCUUAGUAACAACCAGCUGAGAUAUCUUCCAUACAGUACGACCAAACUCAAGAAACUCAAAGCUAUGUGGCUCUCAGAGAAUCAGGGCAAGCCAUUGAUUCCUCUCCAGUCAGAAAUGAAAGAAGACCUCGGCAAGAGGGUCUUAACCUGUUUUCUGUUUCCGCAGCAGCACAGAGAACCUGGGGAUGAUGUUUAUCCGAGUGAUGGCGAUAGUUUCCAUGCAUCAGUGUGGGAUGACCAGCGCCUUAACUCCAGGCAGAUUGCAUUUGAUGUGUCCGAGUCAGACUCUGAGCACAAUAUGAAGCGAGCUCCGACGCCUUAUCCCAAAGAGGGAAUCAAGAGGAAGGUUCGCCUCCCACCCACACCGAGCCCUUCCCAGGGUCGGCAGAGUAGAUCGACAAGCAAGCGUGACAUUCUCCCAAACUAUCCAUCAGUUGAUGUGUCUACGCGUCAGGGUCGCCAGGGAGGCCCUCGUGAGGCUAAACCUCGUCGUUCUAGGUCCCCCGGUUCACCCAUUGCCGACAGCCUUCACUUGUUCCAGGCAGAUAAGGAGUUGAUGGCAAAGGAUAAAGCUCGACUGAGGGGAAGUAUUUCUUCUGUCAGUCGACAAGAUAGCGACUCUGAGUCCAUUGCAUCAUCGAUGAGAGAAAGAGUCGUUGGACGUCGUGAGAUGAGGGCUCAGACGGAUAGAGCAGCCAUGAGCGAUAGUGAGGCUUUCAUUCGGAGCCCCGUCUGGAGCCACACUGGCGGAAUCGACCAAAAUAAACCACCUGGCACUCCGCAGUACUACAACGCCAGACCUUCUCGCAGUGGUGGUAAAAGCCACAGUCAGGACUAUGAGUCUGAUCGGGUCGACGGGUCCCGGACUCCACUGAUGUCUUCACGGCGGCCACAGGUCCAGGGUGAACAUGCCAGGACCCCACAGAGUAGCAAGGCAAACUACAGCCGUGGUUACGAGUCUGAUCAAAUUGACGGGUCCCGGACUCCUCUGAUGUCGGCACGGCGGCCACAGGUGCAGAGUGAACACGCAAGGACACCCAAGGCGAAUUACAGUCGCGGUUACGAGUCAGAAUGUAUUGAGAGCUACCACUCUCCUCUGGAGGAAUAUGUCCGAAGACAGACAACGAACAGAUCAGAAACAAAUCGUAACUCCAAUGUGAGUGUGGAUGGGCGCCAGUCUGCACCCCGCCCUGUAUCCCACAGGCGGAGUUCAGGCUACAGUACUGACCCGGAGCGCAGGUCCAGGGCGCCGGCCGAGAGUCGAGAAUCCAGAAUGGCAGAGGUGAAGCAGAAGAGAGAUCAGAUGCUUCCGCCUCCGUACCACAGAGUGAGACAACUACGAUCAGGCAAAGAGGGGUCUUCACAACCCAACACUCCUCACAGAGGCAAUCGAAGAAGCCAACCUCAAAAUGUGAAGGACUACGGGUGGAUUGAUGGACAACUUCCAUCUACCCCAGAGGACCAAGUAAUGGAUACCUCUAAACAUCCUGGCGGAGAGCUGCCUGGAACCAGAGAUGGCGAUAGAAGCAAUCAACCCAAGGAGUCCAAUCCGCAGAAUCCAUCGAGGAGAACUCCUCAAGGUAAAACAUUGCCAAGAGCAAGCUACCCAUCUGCCUUUUCAGAUACAGAGGUGACUUCCAGUCGAAGGCGCAGCAAGUUGCACAAUCAAGAACGAUCGGAGAGAGCCCCCGAUGCUAGUAACAAACCACAGAUUGAAAGAACUUUGCAAAGCGAUAGUGAGAGGGUAUCCCCAGUCUUCAAUCAAAACGGACCCGAUUCGGAGAACCCCCCAAGAUGGGACAGAACUUUCCUCGUCAACAGAAGAAGGACGCCACCUGUUUCUGAAGACGGUCAACGUAUGGACGGUGGAGACUACCAACCAAGACAAGGCGGACAGACUGACGGGGGAAGGGCGUCUCCAUAUACCACCAAGGAGAACUCUGACGCACGUAUUAAUGCCAGGCAACCUAGCUUCAGGCAUCAGGACUCACAACAACGGAACGCUCCAAGACAAGGCGACACAGUUUCAGUCGAGGAUGCCACUCGACACAAUCCAAAAACAACAGACUCACAAAUCUACGCUAACUCAAACGGCAACAGUGACUACCUGAACUCUCUCAACGACCGACGCCAUACGGCUGCACCUUCGGACAACUUUCCCAAAAAUCUGAACCCACGAGAGAGUCGAAGUCUCCCAAGAGAUGUUGGAAGUUACCAAGAGCAUCCGAAAGAAGCAUUCAAAUCCGACAUCGGCAUUCAUCAAACGUCCUCAGAAGAGGUUGCAAAUAGAAGAAGCUCACCCGAUGAAACCGUGAGUGAGCGUCACCCUCAUUUUAGGAGAGGUGACAAGAAGAAGCGACUGCAUGGUGGAGCUCCAGACUAUGCUGCCUCAGAACCAGAACUCAGACAGGCGUUCCAAAACGCCAACCCAACCGGACCCGUUCCUGAUCAAGUCAACUUCAGACCACCACCUCCAGAGACCAGAACCUUGCCAUUUGACAACAGAAGGUCGUCGAGUCAGGUCUUACAAAACGGAGCACGAGAUUUCGGCAGGUUCCCUGUGGGUUUACCCUCAUCAACGCCAAGUGUAGAGAGUGGUUCCAGAUCACAAAGCCCGUUUGAUUCCAGACCGCAGACUCCAAGCGACGUACAGCGAAGAAGCCGACCGAAUUCCCCGACGAAUCUUCCACGAUCUCGUCCUCAUUCUGACCACGAAUCUUACCAUCCCGUCAACAGACAGAAAGACUUCAGAGCCUCUAAUUCCUUCAGACCUACAAAAACUAGCGAUAGACAAUAUGACAGUAAUUACGGAUACCUGAGGGGCUCCAGCAUGCCCAGACCUACGGCCACUCCAGGGAAUCCUUACCCUACCCCUCACGGCAUGAGACCCAGAGAAAGCCUUAACGGGCCCCUCACCCCGAUUGUACCUGACACCAUGAACCAGGACAGACGGAGAAUCCUGUCCUCUGAGUCUGACCAGACACACUACCUAGGUCCAUCCGGUCACUCGUCCAAAGUGCCGUGGCCGGACCUCUGGCCUCAAGACUCCUCAGGAUACGCCAGCGACCAGAAUGAACCAGGAUGGAAAAGAGGUUCCUGCAGCACUCCAACAUCUUCCGUCUUCCAGGGUCCCUCAGCUCCAACGUCCUGGAAACCUGGGUCUGAAAUGACUCCUGAUACUAGAUCAAGACACCCCUCUUCUGAACACCAUCAACAGGGCUUGACAAACAAACAGCUGAAAGUAGUGAUUUUCAAGAACCCUGGUCUUGGUUUCAGCAUCACUGGAGGCACAGAGGCCCACGGUAAUCCCUUCUCCCCUCACGAUCCGGGAGUCUUUGUGACCAAGAUUCAACCGGGAGGUCCAGCCGAUGGCGUCCUGAAACCUGGAGACAAAAUCUUGGAGGUGAACAAUCGCAGCUACGAGAACAUCAGCCAUGAAGAUGCGGUCAAGCUGCUACGAAAGAGCAACCCCGUAUCCAUGGUGAUAAACAGACGGUUUAACCACUCCUGAUUGGACAGAGUUAACUAAAAUUUGAACACCUUGAAAUAUUGGACUAAGUGUCCACGAUUUUAUGUUUUUUUUACACCAUUCUGUUUUGUAAUUUGAAAGAGAUAAAAACCUUCAGAGAAAGUGAAACCUCAAGAGCUGAGAUUCAUUUUUGACGCAAAGUUCGGUUUGGAAUAACGCGAUGUGCCAGUACAACAUGUUCGCGUGGCACACGGUUUUAAAACCUCUGCAGAGAGUUUAAAGACACUGGACACUAUUGGUAAUUGUCAAAGACUAGUCUUCUCACUUUGUGUAUCUCAACCCC
This is a messenger RNA of Asterias rubens (European starfish), 5126 nucleotides long. Its product is annotated as erbin-like. Gene Ontology annotation, molecular function: protein binding. Gene Ontology annotation, biological process: neurotransmitter receptor transport, endosome to postsynaptic membrane; neurotransmitter receptor transport postsynaptic membrane to endosome. The transcript has 20 exons. The record is from RefSeq and is a predicted model, not a curated record. The coding region runs from base 227 to 4825 and encodes 1532 amino acids. Gene Ontology annotation, cellular component: postsynaptic density; postsynaptic membrane; adherens junction. NCBI's taxonomy places the organism in Eukaryota, Metazoa, Echinodermata, Asteroidea, Forcipulatida, Asteriidae.